CGGGGCUGAAAGAAUUAGAUUUGGGUAUACAUAGCCCGAGUGAUGCGCGGACUGCGUCACUUGCCGAGUGCUACAAAUUCUGUUACACUCCAAACUUUCCAUUUCUACACUAAGCUCUUCAAAUCUUCUUCUUCCGCUUCGAUAUCUCCCAGGAGAAAUUUGAGUGUGGGAGCUUGUUCGUUGUUUCCAUCGAACAUGGAUCCUCCAAUUGCGAACAAAGUGAAACACGAGAUGGAGAUGUUUGGUGACGUCAGAAUCGACAAUUACUACUGGCUUCGCGACGAUUCUCGCUCCGACCCUCAUGUUUUGUCUUAUCUGCGAGAGGAGAAUGCUUACACCGACCAUCUCAUGUCCGGAACCAAACAUUUAGAAGAACAGAUAUAUAGCGAGAUAAGAGGUCGUCUAAAAGAAGAUGACAUAUCAGCGCCUUUUCGCAGAGGAGCUUACUAUUACUACAGCAGGACUUUGGAGGGUAAAGAAUAUUCCCAGCAUUGCCGCAGACGUGUGGUUAAUGUUGGUACAGAAGCGUCUGUUUACGACACCAUGCCUACUGGACCGGAUGCCCCUCCGGAGCAUGUCCUUCUUGAUGAAAAUGCCAAAGCUCAAGAACAUGCAUUUUACACCAUCGGUGCUUUCAAAGUUAGUCCAAACAACAAAUUGGUAGCUUAUGCAGAAGAUACUAAAGGAGAUGAAAUUUUCACAGUUCAUGUCAUUGAUGCUGAGUCUCGAGCACCAGUUGGGAAGCCUCUGGCUGGAGUUACGUCAGAUCUUGAAUGGGCUGACAACAAUGCUUUAGUUUACACCACUAGAGAUGAGAUACUCCGACCAGACAAGGUAUGGUUACAUAAGCUGGGAACAGAGCAAUCUUUGGAUAUUUGUCUUUAUCAUGAAAAGGAUGACAUGUUUUCUGUUGAUCUUGCUGUUUCUGAGAGCAAGAAAUUUCUGUUUGUUGAGUCUGCGAGCAAAAUUACAAGGUUUGUCUUCUAUCUUGACAUUUCGAAGCCCGAAGAUGGGCUAGUUGUUUUGACACCACGUUUGGAUGGCAUCGACACAUCAGCAAGUCAUCGUGGGAAUCAUUUUUUUAUUAAGAGAAGAAGUGAUGAGUGUUUCAAUUCAGAAAUACUUGCUUGUCCACUGGAUAACACAUCAGCUACCACAGUUCUUCUUCCUCACAAGCCAAGUGUCAAUAUUCAGGCGAUGCAACUCUUUAGUGAUCAUCUGGUUGUUUAUCAGCGGGAAAAUGGUUUGCCCAAGAUAACAAUAUAUAACCUUCCAGCUACUGGAGAGCCACUUGACAGACUGCAAGGUGGUCGGGUAGUGGAUUUUGUUGAUCCUAUAUAUUCAGUGGAUCCAUCAGAGUCAGAAUUCUAUUCCUGUAUUUUAAGGUUCGAUUAUAGCUCGAUGAAGACACCUCCUUCUGUUUACGAUUAUGAUAUGAACUCUGGGAUUUCAGUGCUCAAGAAGAUUGAUGUGGUCUUGGGAGGCUUUGAUUCUGGUAAUUAUUUAACUGAAAGACAGUGGGCUACUUCUGCUGACGGUACUAAAGUGCCUAUUUCGAUUGUAUAUAGAAAAGAUUUAGUGAAGCUUGACGGUUCAGAUCCACUGCUUCUUUAUGGAUAUGGUUCCUAUGAGAUAUGUAUUGAUCCAUAUUUCAAGGCAUCAAGGUUGUCUUUGUUAGACAGGGGUUUCAUUUUUGCAGUUGCCCACGUUCGUGGAGGUGGUGAAAUGGGAAGACCAUGGUAUGAAGAUGGAAAACUGCUCAAGAAAAAAAAUACAUUCACAGAUUUUAUUGCUUGUGCUGAAUAUUUGAUAGAAAAGAAGUACUGUUCAAAGGAAAAACUUUGCAUUGAGGGCAGAAGCGCUGGUGGUUUGCUAGUUGGUGCCGUUAUUAACAUGCGGCCUGAUUUAUUUAAGGCCGUUGUGGCUGGAGUGCCUUUCGUUGAUGUUUUGACUACUAUGCUUGAUCCAACUAUUCCUCUUACAACUUCAGAAUGGAUGGAAUGGGGUGAUCCUCGCAAAGAAGAGUUUUACUUCUACAUGAAGUCCUAUUCCCCAGUUGAUAAUAUUACAGCACAAAAUUACCCUGCUAUUCUUGUAACUGCCGGAUUAAACGAUACGCGUGUUCUGUACUCAGAACCAGCUAAAUUUGUUGCAAAGUUGAGAGAUACGAAGACAGAUGAUAAUACGCUGCUCUUUAAAUGUGAACUUGGUGCGGGGCAUUUUUCAAAGUCAGGAAGGUUUGAAAAGCUGCAGGAAGAUGCCUUCACAUAUACUUUUAUUAUGAAGGCCUUAAACAUGGUUCCUAGCAUACCUUAGAUUAAGAAGCUAACUAGUUCUUGCACUAUCAUUUAGCAAAAUACCUUAUAUUUAGAAUUUGAAAAAAGAUUAUUAUUUUUUUUAGAAAAAUAUUUCCAAGAACUGUCCGAAUUCUUGCAUCUUCCUCAGAGCAUGAAAGUUAGUGAUCAGAAAUCUUAUAUAUUGAAUUUGUCAGUUUAA
Molecule: messenger RNA, 2496 nt
Organism: Erythranthe guttata (spotted monkey flower)
Lineage: Eukaryota; Viridiplantae; Streptophyta; Magnoliopsida; Lamiales; Phrymaceae
Product: Prolyl oligopeptidase family protein
Biological process (GO): proteolysis
Cellular component (GO): cytosol
Molecular function (GO): serine-type endopeptidase activity
Source: RefSeq, a predicted model, not a curated record